This is a messenger RNA of Dromiciops gliroides (monito del monte), 5414 nucleotides long. RefSeq names its product G protein-coupled receptor 21 (gene GPR21). Gene Ontology annotation, molecular function: G protein-coupled receptor activity. Gene Ontology annotation, cellular component: membrane. NCBI's taxonomy places the organism in Eukaryota, Metazoa, Chordata, Mammalia, Microbiotheria, Microbiotheriidae. Gene Ontology annotation, biological process: G protein-coupled receptor signaling pathway. The transcript has a single exon. Bases 205 to 1254 code for a protein of 349 amino acids. The record is from RefSeq and is a predicted model, not a curated record.
UAGGCUCUGGAUGCCACAAGGAAGGUAUAGAGCAGUCAUAUUUAAAGGGGAAUUACUCUGGAGAAAAUACACAAGGAGGGCAGCACCUGGAGUAAGUGGAUCAAGACUCCUUUGGUGUCAUUUCCCACUCAGCCCAUGACAGUCACAGCAUCUGUUCUCCAAGAGGCUGGAGCAUGAAGUGAAGACGCUAUUGCAGCCCUCAAGAUGAACUCCAGCUUGGAGGGUAAUCAGAGCAGCCAUCCCUUUUGCCUUCUAGCAAUUAACUAUUUGGAGACUAUCAAUUUUUGCCUCUUGGAAGUAAUGAUCAUUAUUUUUUUAACUGUGCUGAUCAUUUCAGGUAACAUCAUUGUGAUUUUUGUUUUUCAUUGUGCGCCUUUACUAAACCACCAUACUACAAGCUAUUUUAUCCAGACUAUGGCCUAUGCUGACCUCUUGGUGGGAGUGAGCUGCCUGGUCCCUUCCUUAUCAUUACUCCAUUAUCCCCUUCCACUGGAGGAAUUCUUGACCUGCCAAAUUUUUGGCUAUGUGGUGUCAGUGCUGAAGAGUGUCUCUAUGACUUCUCUGGCCUGCAUCAGUAUUGACAGGUACAUAGCAAUCACUAAGCCCUUGACCUAUAAUACAUUAGUCACACCCUGGAGACUCCGAAUUGGUAUCUUGGUCAUUUGGCUCUAUUCUGCCCUGGUUUUCCUGCCUUCCUUCUUCCGCUGGGGUAAACCUGGAUAUCAUGGAGAUGUGUUUCAGUGGUGUGCUGACUCCUGGUCCACUGACCCUUACUUCACCCUCUUCAUCGUGAUGAUGCUCUAUGCCCCUGCAGCUUUCAUCGUGUGCUUUACCUACUUCAACAUUUUCCGCAUCUGCCAGCAGCAUACCAAGGAAAUUAGUGAUAGGCGCGCACGUUUCAGUAGCCAGAGUGGAGAAGCUGGGGAGGUACAGUCCUGUCCAGAUAAGCGCUAUGCCAUGGUCCUCUUCCGCAUCACCAGUGUCUUCUAUGUCCUCUGGCUGCCAUACAUCAUUUACUUCUUGCUAGAGAGUUCUGCUGGUUUCAGCAACCGCACCGCAUCCUUCUUGACGACCUGGCUUGCCAUUAGUAACAGCUUCUGCAACUGUGUCAUUUACAGUCUCUCCAAUAGCGUUUUCCAAAAAGGGCUGAAGAGACUUUCAGGAGCUGUGUGCACCUCCUGUGUAAAGCCAACAACAACCAAGGACCCUUGUCCUUCUCAGAGCAAAGGACCUCCUAAUGGAUGCCAUGUCUGAAAUGGUUCUCAGCAUGUCUUUGUUACUGGGUAUUUUUCUUUCCAAGUAUUUCUUGGUCAAUUAGGAAAUUUGAAACAAAAAUCACAUCAUCUUAACUUCUGUGAAAGAAGAUUUUUUCUGAGCAGUGUGUUUUGGGGCCAUAAGAAUUAAAACAAUGAACAUAAAUUGCCGGAUACAGUUUUUGUAAUGUCAAGGAAAUUUUUCUGGUUCUCAAAUCAUGCUAUAUGUCCAGUACUUCUCUGUGGCUGGCAUAACUGCAUCUGGAUACAGGGUAGCUUCAGCAUCAAGGAGGAAUCUUCAUUUUGUACAGCUUUACUAUGUUCUUUCCAGCUAUUUAAUGGUUUCUGUGGACAAGGAAUGUCUGACUGUGGCAGUGAAUUCUGGGAAUCCUUAUGUUUGCCAAAGUAUAACUUAACUGCACAUUUCAACACUGUCAAUUGGGCUGGGGUGGGGAGAGUGGCAGAUUUUUAUGUCUCACUUCCCUGGAGUGAGAACUCUCCACAGACUGAAUAAUGUGAACCCUUGAACAUUAACUUUUUAAAUUUGCAAUGAGCCAUGCAAUAAUCGUGCAAUCAAGUCAUGAGGUUGAUGGGAAGCUGAGCUAGCCUCAGUGCUGUCCUGCUUCACAGCUCUCUAAAGAACCAUUAUGGGGGGGAUGUGAUUUAAUUUACAAGAUUUGACGUGUGCAUGUGUGCGUGUGUGCUGUGAAUGUUUGAAUUCAGCCAAAUAUAUCUCUUACAAUAAAAUGUAUUUUAAUAAGCUAAGAAACAGUUAUCUUUAAUGACAUAAUUGUGGCUGCAGUUUUGGUCACGUUGAUAAGUUGAACAAAUGUAUUGUUAAAAUCUUAUCAGAAAUUAUAUUUGUCUUGCUUAUUUUAUCCAAAGAUUUUUGAGACUUUAUCUAUUGGAACAUCAGGGAAAAGGACAGAGACUGGGGGAAAGAAAAUAAUAUAUUUUAGUCUAGAGAGUUAAAAAGAACUCAAAACAUUUAUUUGAGACUUAUUUUUAGACAUGAUUAGAAAGAAACAAUGAAUUCUUCUGUUCUGUUGCUAGUUAAAUAAUAUGUUCAUUUGGGGGAAAUGAUUUUAAGGAAUCCCCAUUUGAAAAGAAGAUGGGGAGUUACAACUAAGCAAGUGAUAAUUUAUUGCUUUUCUGUUUACUUGGGGAAAAUCUUUGGGGAAAGGGAGGGUCCUUGUUCUUGCCAGAUUAUUAACAACUAUAGGUUUAAAAUUUUAUUCCAUAGCCCUACUGUUCCAGAGGACUGACAUCUGGUGGUUUAUUUUUUAAACCUAGUUGUUCUAUGAUAUUUGAUGGAUUCACAGUUUUGUCAUAAAGGGUGCUUUCUUUAUUUACAGCAACCUUUUUACUUUUUAGUCUUUAUGAGUUACCAUGAUUAAAACCAUUUGUCUUCUCGUGAGCAGGCUUCUGUUCAUGAGCCCUUUUUCAUUUAGCUGUGCUGGUUUCUUAGACAACAGACAUACAGUCUGUCACUGUCCUCAUUCUUAGUAGGGCCUCCUAGAGCUUUUGCUCUGUUGAUAUACCCUUUGAAAACUCAGGCCCGCCUCCACACUACAUUUCAACAUCAGAAAAGGUUUUUAAUAGAGAAAGCAUUCCCUAGGAGCUAAUUCCAUUGCCAUAUUUCCUUUUUUUUUUCAGAGGGAGUCUUCAAAGAGGGUGUUUAAUACCUUCCAUUUGGCUAGACAUAGUAUGAAUAAUAAUAACAGCAAAUCACAUUUCCGUAGUGCUUUACUAUUAAAGUACUUUCCUCAAAACCUUCCUGUGAGAGAUCAGUAAUGUGAAUAUUCCAAUUUGCAGAUGAGAAAAUUGAGGCUUUGAGACAUAACGUGGCCUGCCCAGAGCCACUUAAACUCAGAAAACCAGUAUGUGUCAGAUCCACGGCUCAAAUUUAGUUCUUCUGACUUUAAAUCUCAUCAUUCUUCCAGUAUCAUAGUUGCAUCCACCUGUAUUGAUGGUGUUCAGUAUGAUGAAAAACAAACAAGGGAAUAGAGUACGCUAGACAUCUAGAUUAUUUCACUGCUCUAAGAAAGGACAAUAGGACAUUGAUAAAAUAUUAGGCAAGUUUUUUUCUGUUGUUUUUUUUUCCUAAUUUUCUACCAGCAUCCUUAGAGCCUCCAGAAAAAAUGCCAUAUUUGUGUUUAUAAGGCUUAUAUGUUGUUUGUGGAGAAUUUCAAUUUAUAGUCUGUACUAUGCUGUUAUGCAAAAUUAAUUCUUAAAUGAUUGAGUAUAUAUCAAAACCCAGACUUCAAUGCAAAAUUAAUUCUUAAAUGAUUGAGUAUAUAUCAAAACCCAGACUUCAAAUUCUUUGUUCUCUUUGGUAGCUUGCUUGCUGUUUAUUCUUUGUUGUUGUUGUUGUUGUUGUUUUGGGGGUUUUUUGCAGGGCAAUGAGGGUUAAGUGACUUGCCCAGGGUCACACAGCUAGUAAGUGUUAAGUGUCUGAGGUUGGAUUUGAACUCAGGUCCUCCUGAAUCCAGGGCUGGUGUUUUAUCCACUGCGCCACCCAGCUGCCCCAACUUGCUGUUCAUUCUUAAUCUCAUUUUGAGCUCUUAAAAGGUUGUCCUGAAAUUAUAUGUUGUACUGAAAAUAGCCAUAUGAAAUCAGCACUGAGUAGAACCUACCACACCACCUUUUUCUGCCUUCAAAAAUAAUGUUAUUAUAUUGUGCCAUUCUCAUUCUUAGUUAUUCAGAGGUGAAGACCUUUGCCCGUGUGUCAGGCAGAAAUGCCACUUACUCAGAUCUGUGUAAAAUAUGUUUGUGAAAUUUACACUAGUAAAUAUUGGAGUCUUGAAAUAGCCAAUUUUUGUAAAUAGAUUUCAAGACAGGUGAUACAGGUCUUUCUGUUUAUGAUACAUUUCAAAGCCUAUAAUUCUUUUCUACCAGAAAUGUUUCUCAUGCAAGAAUGAAUUCUUUUUAGUUGAACAAACAUUUAUUUAGCCCCUACUAUAUAAAGAGCACUCUGCUUAUAGAACUAAGAGAGAGAUACCACAUUUAGAUGAGAUAUAGUCUCUACCCUUGAGAAGCUUUCAGUUAAGUAACAGCAUGUGUCCCACCAAUAGGAUUAUGGGGUUUAUGGCCAGAAAGAACUAUAAGAGAGUACUUGUCCAUUCCCCUCAUUUUUAUAGAUGAGGAAACUAAGGCCUAGAGGGAAAAAGUGACUUGUCCAAGGUUACAUAGGGAGAAAAUGGCAGAACUGGGACCCCAGUGUGGAUCUUCUUACUCUAAAUCCAGUAUGCUUUAUACUACACUACACUUUAACUAUAAUGCAAAAUAGUUCAUGAUGUAAUAUGUAAAAGUUGAAAAAAUAGAGCUUAUGAUGUUGAGGUGGAGAAAGGUCAUUAAUGAUGGAAGGAAAUAAAAGUUUUCAUAGGACUGGCGACAUUUGAGUUGGACUUUAAAGGAUGAAUAGAAAUUCAGCAGGUGAACUUGGGAAAGGGGAAGAUAGGGCCUUUCAGGAAUUUGGAAUAGCACGCAGGCAAGAGCACAGAAACAAAAAAGCUCGAACCAUUUUGAUGGUAACAUGAAUAAUAUGGCUAGGAGUGGGUUGAAAUAAAGAUGGACUAUGAAGGUCCUUGAAUGCCAGGCUGACAGGUUUGAGGGGUUUCAAUAGUUUGAAUAAAGGGGUGAUGGACCAGAUGCAUAAGGAAAAGACAUCUAGCUUUAAUGAACAGGAUAGCUUAUUGAGGAAGAGUAUAGGUAGGAACAGCUGUUAGGAGGUUACUGGGGUACUCUGGACAGAUGGCAAGAGAUCUGAAUUAGCAGUGGGAAAUGGAUAGAAGAGAUACUGUGGAGAAAUGUGUUGAUAAAUAUUAAGUCCCUAGUAACGCCUGAGAAAGCUGCUGUUCUCUUUUAUUUUAUUUAUUUAUUUAUUGGUGGGGCAAUGAGGGUUAAGUGACUUGCCCAGGGUCACACAGCUAGUAAGUGUCAAGUGUCCCAGUCUGGAUUCAAACUCAGGUCCUCCUGAAUCCAAGGCCAGUGCUUUAUUCAAUGCGCCACCUAGCUGCCCCAGCCGCUGUUCUCAUAAUGACCGAGAAGAGGCUAUUGCUUUUAGAAGUUUCUUUCAGUUAAUAUAGUUUUUUUCUAGUGCUAAAUUCAGAUUCUAUUAAAGGUUUUUGUUUGUUUGUUUGUUUGUUUUUGGUGAGACAA